Messenger RNA from Anopheles gambiae (African malaria mosquito), 1690 nucleotides. RefSeq lists its product as uncharacterized. Lineage: Eukaryota; Metazoa; Arthropoda; Insecta; Diptera; Culicidae. The record is from RefSeq and is a predicted model, not a curated record. Bases 110 to 1558 code for a protein of 482 amino acids. The transcript has 2 exons.
GUUACCCAUUAUUGAAGUAGAAGUCAGUUCUCCACCAGACGUGUAUCAUCUCGUAGGUCCACUGCAGGUUGGCUUCUAUGUUGGUCACCUGUUGCUAAACUUCUCAAAGAUGAAUCUUAUAGCAAUAGUGGCAGUGUUGGCAUGUCUAGCAAGCUGCUUGCACGCUGCACCCACACCGUGCGAAACCUCAACCCUGGAGGAUACCGUGUGUGAACAAACCGAAUAUGAAGCCUAUCGUGACUGCGUCGAAGAGCUAAAGGCAGCUCGUCAGAAGCGACAGACGCUACCCUGUCCACCGGUGGUCGUGGAGCCCGUGAUUCAAACGGCGAAACCAUUCGUAGCAUUCGUGCCCGUCAAACCGCUGCCCGUUCUUCAGCGGCCGGUGUUGAAGAGCCUAGAUCGCACGGUGAUCGUACGUCCCGACACGAACCAGAUCGACGAUGGCGGUGCAGCAGACGAUGAGGACGGCGAGAACAGUGUGCACUAUCGCGUACCGGUCAAUGUGACCACCGUUAUACGGCUCACGAACAUAGUGAACAACACCAACCACAUCCACAUGCCGACCACGCUGAACAACACCAACGUGAACAACAUCCACGUGUACACGAAUCUAACGGAGCUGGCCCCGGACGAUGGUAGCAGUGGGUCGGAACCGGAGCGCUGCUGUACGGCGGUGCGCCCCAAGAGUUGCCACACGUCGACGCAGGGAGUGCGCUGCAAGCAUCACAAGUUCCAAACCUGCGGCCCACAGUGUACGGCCGACGUAAUACACGUUCAGCAGCGCAAGCGCUGCAACCGAACCACGGGCGAAUGUAAGGAAAAGAUCGCUUACGUGCCGCAGCCGGAAAAGCCAACCUGCGUGUACGUCGACGAGUGGCCGUACGUGGUGUGCGGCAAGCCGGCCAACAUGAGUGUGAUAUGUGCGGGCUGCUACGACCAUUACGGGCACGGGUACGAGGCGUUCAAUGGGCACGCACGGGUACAGGACCACUGCCGUGGUUGCUAUGACGAUGCGUUUGACGUUGGUCCACGGUAUAGGCGCGGUCCGGUGCUUCGUCCGUUCUACUACCAUCAGGCACCCUGCUUCCUCACCGGCAACUGUCCGGAGGGGUACGGCGACUGUGGCUACGGUUGCUACGGGCAUGAUCGUAUUGAUCCGGCCUGGGGUGCAGCACCGUCGGCGGUCGAAACGUUCGAUCCCGCCCUGGAUCAAUCGAACGUGAUCUACUACGAUGGGGACGAUUUCGCGGUGUCGAACGAGGUGUCGGAUGAUUGGGGCGUACCGACGGCCAAGUGUGCCGUCGUCACGGAUGGUUCAACCAUCACGGUUAAGAACUGUACGCAGGGUGUGGAUAAUCCUUACAUGGCCGCACCGGCUACCCAUCCACAGUACGGACAGAAGUGGCAGGAAAAGAAAGGAGAAGAAACGACCAAACUCCCUGCCAGUGGGCCCGGUGUGGACGAGGAGGACCAGGACGAGGAGGACGGUUCGGGUGCUGGUGCCAUAAACAAUGAGGUGUACUUCGUGGAGGAGUACGAUGAGGAGGAAAAUCUUUAAACGCCUCCUGCGUAGUGUAGCGAGCGUAAAGCCAGCAAGGAAUGUUGUUCAAAAUAGGAAGUAAAUUGCAAUAAAAGUCACGCACGCGAGAAGAAGCUCGACCAGUUUAUUGUGCGUCCAUAGUUUAACCUA